This is a messenger RNA of Numida meleagris (helmeted guineafowl), 5416 nucleotides long. RefSeq names its product activin A receptor type 2A (gene ACVR2A). Lineage: Eukaryota; Metazoa; Chordata; Aves; Galliformes; Numididae. The record is from RefSeq and is a predicted model, not a curated record. Gene Ontology annotation, cellular component: activin receptor complex; plasma membrane. Gene Ontology annotation, biological process: protein phosphorylation; activin receptor signaling pathway; cellular response to growth factor stimulus. The transcript has 11 exons. Bases 649 to 2190 code for a protein of 513 amino acids. Gene Ontology annotation, molecular function: ATP binding; activin binding; activin receptor activity.
UUUUUUUUUUUUUUUCAAUCUGCGUUUAAAUACCAAAUUGAGUCUCGGGGGAGCCGGGGUGGGGUGGGGGCACGGAAGCAUCGUAGAGGGGAAUCGUAAAGCGUAGGUCCCAGAGCGCUCAGCCCGCGCCCAACCCCUCUCCGUGCUGCCGGACGGACUGACGGAGCGCUGCUCGCAACGAGCCCCGGAGCUGCCAUCGUGCUGCCUAGCGGGAGCCGGGACGACGAUCCGCCGUGUGCCGAUCCACCGCGGGGAACGCCGUGCGGAGCUUGAUGCGGGAGAGUCGGGGUGCGCGCAGGGACUGCCUGGUGCCCGGCGGCUCCGCCGUUGACUUACCCUGCUUUCUUUUCAGUGGAUUCGUAGCGUACUUUUCUGAAUUAAAGCUUGCCGCUGUGUGUACAGAAGCCAAAUGACACGUGUGUUUUGAAACGCUGCUCCAAAUAGAUCCAUCCCCGAACCCGGAUUCUCGCUAGGAGGAGACCGUAGGUCUCCGAACGACCCCGAUUUUACUGUUUGGUGAACACUAUCUCCAGAGAAGUUGCUAUAGAUUGCUUUAUAACGGUUCCGCAAGAAGGGGGAUUUUCCGGCUUGCAGGACCCGAGAAACUGGAUACUAAAAGUCACUUAAAUGUUCUAACAGCAUUGGAAAAUGGGAGCUGCUACGAAGUUAGCGUUCGCUGUUUUUCUCAUCUCGUGUUCUUCAGGUGCCAUACUUGGCAGAUCAGAAACACAAGAGUGCAUCUACUACAACGCUAAUUGGGAAAAAGAUAAAACAAAUCGCAGUGGCAUUGAACCGUGUUAUGGAGAUAAAGAUAAAAGACGACACUGUUUUGCUACAUGGAAGAAUAUUUCUGGAUCAAUUGAAAUUGUGAAACAAGGUUGCUGGCUAGAUGACAUCAACUGUUAUGACAGGAAUGAUUGCAUAGAGAAAAAGGACAGCCCUGAAGUGUUCUUCUGUUGCUGUGAAGGCAACAUGUGUAAUGAACGCUUCUUCUAUUUUCCAGAAAUGGAGGUCACACAGCCAACUUCCAAUCCGGUCACACCGAAGCCACCUCUAUUCAAUACCUUGCUUUAUUCAUUGGUGCCUAUAAUGGGAAUUGCAGUGAUUGUGCUCUUUUCAUUUUGGAUGUACAGACAUCACAAGCUAGCAUAUCCUCCAGUACUUGUUCCAACCCAAGAUCCUGGACCACCGCCGCCUUCACCAUUGAUGGGUUUGAAGCCACUGCAGUUGCUAGAGAUCAAAGCCAGGGGACGCUUCGGCUGUGUGUGGAAAGCUCAGCUGCUGAAUGAGUAUGUUGCAGUCAAAAUAUUCCCUAUCCAGGACAAGCAGUCGUGGCAAAACGAAUAUGAAAUCUACAGCUUACCCGGAAUGAAGCAUGACAAUAUUUUGCAGUUCAUCGGUGCGGAGAAACGAGGCACGAGUAUUGAUGUAGAUCUGUGGUUAAUUACAGCAUUUCACGAAAAGGGUUCAUUAACUGACUUCCUCAAGGCCAACGUGGUUUCCUGGAACGAGCUGUGUCACAUUGCUCAGACCAUGGCUCGAGGCUUGGCGUAUCUCCACGAGGACAUACCAGGGCUGAAAGAUGGACACAAACCCGCCAUCUCGCAUAGGGACAUCAAAAGCAAGAAUGUGCUGCUGAAAAAUAACCUUACAGCUUGCAUUGCUGAUUUUGGUCUAGCUUUAAAGUUUGAGGCUGGAAAAUCUGCAGGAGAUACGCAUGGACAGGUUGGCACACGAAGGUAUAUGGCUCCUGAGGUUCUAGAAGGUGCUAUAAACUUCCAAAGGGAUGCGUUCUUGAGAAUAGACAUGUAUGCCAUGGGCUUAGUCCUCUGGGAACUGGCAUCGCGCUGCACUGCCUCAGAUGGCCCAGUAGAUGAGUACAUGUUGCCAUUUGAAGAAGAAAUUGGCCAGCAUCCCUCCCUUGAAGACAUGCAGGAAGUUGUGGUUCAUAAAAAGAAGAGACCUGUUUUAAGAGAGUGUUGGCAAAAGCAUUCUGGGAUGGCGAUGCUGUGUGAGACCAUCGAGGAGUGCUGGGAUCACGACGCAGAAGCCAGGCUGUCGGCGGGGUGCGUAGAAGAACGCAUUAUUCAGAUGCAAAAACUAACUAACAUUAUAACGACAGAAGACAUUGUGACUGUGGUCACGAUGGUGACAAACGUUGACUUUCCUCCCAAAGAAUCCAGUCUAUGAUAGUUGCACUGGUCACGUCACUGACCACCGGGACUCUUCACUGGAGCUGCUAAAGCUAACGGGGCCGCUGCCGUGGUGGUUUGCUGUGUGAAGCGGCCGCCGGGUCCCUCGGAGCAUCGUCAGGAGCUGUUUCCCCUUACGCUCCCCCUCCUCCUCCCACACACGAAUCCACCAGACUUUCUGCAUUCCCUGCUUACGCCGAAGGACGCGUCGUGACUGAGAGGUGACUGAGAGGUGGCAUCGGGGCUGUUCAGGACCCGUGCUGGCUAACGGAGCGUUUUAAAAACUGACGUCAGAUUUCUUAAUACCUGUCAGAAGAGACUAAUUCCUUCAAUGAACUACUGUUAUUUUUUUUAAAUCAAACAUUUCAUUUCAGAUUUAAAAAAAAGAAAGAAAGAAAAAAAAAAAAGGGUAACUCGUUUUUAUUGCAUUUGCUGUUGUUUAUAAAAAAUGACUAUUGUAAUGCCAAUAUGACACAGCUUGUGAAUGUUUAGUGUGCUGCUGUUCGGUGUACAUAAACAAAAGUAAUCAAGUGGGAUAUAGCAAAGAGGCUUCCAAGUAUUACUUAACCUCCCUCAACAAGGUAUACCUCAGUUCCACCUCUGCUAAAUUAUGAGAUUGACAACACUAACAAAAUUGGAGUAAUAAAUCGAUCCGUGUUUUGUAAAUGAUGUAUUUCAAAUUCACUGUGUUAUUUAAAAAGGGUAAGCUAUGCUUCAUGCCAACAGUAAAUGGCCAUUCCUAAAGCAGUGUUUUUAGCCUUUUUCUUGUACUAGCUUGUUGUGUAUAAAAAAAAAAAAGUGCUGUUUAUUGAAACAAACUUUUCCUCCCUGUUUUAGUUUGAAGCUUUUCUCUUACCUCCAUUUCCCAGAGUAUCUCAUGCAUUUAUUUAAUGGAAUACUAUUUAGGUUUGCUGUGUCUGAGGAAUAGUUGAAAGCUUACGCAUGACUUUUUUAAUUUUCGGUGAGCUGUGACACUGGAAAGCUCUGAAAUCUUAGUCUUUUUUUUUUUUUUUUUUUAAAGAGAAGUCUUUUUCCUAUUUAUGUUUGUGAGAAGGUCUGCCUCGCGUGUUCUCUGUUUCACUAAACAGGAUGCAGUGGGUUCUGUGUCCCUGUUUCAGGAUCACCUCAGGAAGCUCAGUUACCCCCGAUUCCUUCCUCUCUGCUUUGAGAGCUGCAUCUUCACUCUCCUCCGAGUUGGUGCCAUCCUAUCAGCGUACUGCUUACUGUCUGUGCUACGUAGGCUUAUCCUCCCCCUACUGAAACUACCGCCACCGCUGUCAGAUGACAAACACUUAAAAAUUUCAGGGAUAAUCUAGUCACGCGUGUAACUUAAAUAUGCAAUGACAAUUCAGAGGUAACGAAUACCGCUGUCCGCACCACAGACUUGCAGAGACGUAGGGAAGAACACUGAAAUUGCUUUCACAACUCCAAUGUCGUUUUUGAGUUUCGGAAGUCAUGCCUUACAUGCGAAUUAUCAAUGGACUGGGAGAUAGGUGCCAAAGUGCUUCUCCGAAGUACUGCUCCCCCAGCUUUGUUUGGUCCUUUAUGCAAAGUACAAGAAGUGUUGAAGCCCUGGAGCGCAGAACCGAUGUCAGCUGGCGCUGUGCUCUGUGUGUGGAGCAGCACGGGGUGGUUUUCACACCGAGCGUUCGAGGGCUUUCCACAGAAGUUCUUAAUGUUGCAAGGAGGGGCUCGCUGGGAACGUUACCUUGGGAGACUGGUCUGCACAACGCCAAGGUGAUGUUGUAGGUGGGCUUUAUCUCUGGCAACAAGAGGUUACAGCAAACAAUGCAUAGCUCAGCACGUCGUCAGCAGGGAGGGAGGGGAAGGCGUGGCAGCAGUGCUGCUGUGUGCUGUGUCACACUGCCACUUUCUGCCUGAGGCUCCGUGUGGCUCUGAUGGGUUGCUGCUGCUGGAGGGUGCAGCUGGGUGGCGUUCAGCUGGGUCAUAAAAGAAAAAAGAAGCUGCUUGCGGCCACUUUAAUGGACGUUUUCAUUUUGCUUCCAUUUUUACUCCAGGGAUGCCAUCUUCUGCACCCAGCAGGGCAUAACCGUAGCUGCAGGGUUCUGAACAAACAGGGAUCCAUUUGUACUUUGCUAAAAUCCUUUGCGUGCCCAUUGAGUUGUAACCCCUUUCCCAGCAGGAAUAGAAUAAAUACAGGCCAGGUUCUCAAGCAAAGACUGGUCCUGUCCAAAACGUGCAGCACCUCUGCACUGUCCUUUCAGCUUCAGCAACUGCAGGGCCUGGCAGCAGAGAGCUGAGCCUUGCCCCUGGAAACCAAGAUCACUUAUCUUCGUGUUUUAAAACUGCAUUGGGAUAUAUCUGAGCGUUUCAAUACUGCGCUACUCUGAGUUUCCUGAUUUGCAACAGCAUAGUUCAGUGCAGCUGUGGGAACGAUAUUCACCGUAUAAAUGCUUUUCAGUGGGGUCAGGUACGACCGCUCUCGCAGGGCAUUCCGGCUUACUCCUGGUUUACUGCUGGAGCAUGAAACGUGCAAGCUGAGAAAUGCCAGAGCCAGCAUUUUUGGAGUGUGGAUGCGAGCAGGAUGCGGUCAGCUCGCUGCAGGUGGAAGCAUCCUGGCAUUACCCGCGUGCAGGCACUGCCCGCUGUCCCUGUGUUCGUUAGGAACACACACGUGGCCGCGUGCUGCAGAGCUCCCCAGCUCCUCAGUCCCCAGCACCGGCCUCGGUGCGCUAACUGCAACGUAACCAGACAGUAAGAGGACACCUCCUGUUCACGUUAGCACUGGAACAGGGCUACCAGUCUGCUCUUUUUCCAGCUCCUCGUUUGUAGCCUUUUCUAAUACGAUUACUUUCAUUAGGAACACUUGGUACAAAACGCAGAAAGCCGUAACGUAGGUUCGUGGGCAAAACAAUUCAAGUAGCAUCCUCGAUGGAACAUCUUUUACCUCAGAUACUCAACCAGCAGUACUUUUUUUUUUUUAAUUAUUAUUUUAAGUGCAGUUUCAGUCCAUAUACUAUUCGUUACCUCUCAAGACUUUGGUAAGCAAUUAUUUUAACUUUACUCUUUGUAUUUGUCAGUGUUUUGGGCACAGGUUGUUGUACUACUGUCAGAUGUGCUUGCUGUUUUUCUGCAAGUACUAAAAACAAACCAACUCCCUCCCCUCCCAAUAAAGUGAUUGUUAAAUAUUGUACAAAUACAAAUGUAUGCUCUUUUUCCCCUAUUCCCCCAAAAAGUUAAAAUAAAAAAUGUGACUACUACGA